Messenger RNA from Temnothorax curvispinosus, 2482 nucleotides. Its product is annotated as sentrin-specific protease 1-like. Bases 388 to 2133 code for a protein of 581 amino acids. The record is from RefSeq and is a predicted model, not a curated record. Gene Ontology annotation, biological process: protein desumoylation. The transcript is spliced from 3 exons. Gene Ontology annotation, molecular function: deSUMOylase activity. Lineage: Eukaryota; Metazoa; Arthropoda; Insecta; Hymenoptera; Formicidae. Gene Ontology annotation, cellular component: nucleus.
GUGGCCAACCUGCUCCGCGCAAAGUAUGGUAGCCGAGAGCGCGAUACGCGGAGGGUACGCCACCGCUGGUUAUGUUCGCGACGUUUGCCAAAUUAAAUGUUCCAUGGACGACAAAUUGCGCGUCUGAGAGGCCGGAUGAGAAGGCGUCGCCCGGGCCAGGCCCCGCUCCGACACGUACGGCGAAUUCGGCGCAGCCCUCGGGUUGAAUUCUUAUUAUCAGUUCUCACAGACUCGGUGGCUUUGUUAGAGAUCGAACGAGAUAUAGAUCGGCAUUUGGUUAUACAUCCUUUGGUCUAAUUUCCUGAUGUAAAAGCCCAAUAUCGAGCUACACUAAUAACAUAUAUUGAAUGGACAAUAAUAUAAUCAGGAUCUAUAUAUAUAUUAAAAAUGACCAUGAUAUUUAAUUUUCUGAAGAGAAUCUUAGGAUGGGCGGAUGAAGGUUCUAAGAAACGGAAAGCUUCCGAGGACCGCAACUUUGAAGGAGAAUAUAUAACACCCAAGAAAUUUAAAUCCAAUUGUAACAUGGCACAUACAAGGGAGCCGCGUUAUGUUACCGUUGAUGAUAGCGACGAUGACGAUAUCACGUUUCUCGGCGAGCAGAAAUGCUCGCCGAUAAAAUCGUGCGCACAGUUGAACGGUACUCAUAAGAAACAGCCGCAACAUUACGAUAUACGCGAAGUUAUGUAUUCCAGUUGUAAGUGUACCUGUUCUCCCCUGCAUCACAGUAAAUCGCCUAAGGAGUUUAUUUGCCAUCACAAACACAGGAUGCCGGACACCUGUCACAAGUCUCCCACAUUAUCCAAAACUAAUCAACUGAAGGAGAAAUAUCAGUAUGAAGAAAUGUUGCAAAAACUGCUUCCAGAAAAUAAAAUACAGGUAUUCGAUAAACGUACGGAAUACACACCGAGGCGUAAACCCAUAGAAGUAAUUGACUUAGAAAAGCAGUCGGAAAUACUAAUACGCAACAACAAGAAUCAUUCAUCUGUCGCUAAUAUACCUAAGACGAUGACACCGUCAUACCAUAGAAGCAGCAUGUCAAACUGUGCUAGAAUAGACAAAGAAAUAGUUCCUACUUCAAACUAUAGGAUUGACAAGGAUGUCAUGGCAUAUCUGCAGUCCAAUAAAAUAAUUCCAAUUGAUAAACCCAGUACCAGUGGUGCAGUGAGACGUGCUCCUGCGUCAAGGUUACCUAUUAAGGUUGCCGCGACUAAUUCGUUGCGCGACGAGCUGGCCGCGAAAGCUAUCAUGAGGCAAGAUUACAUCCCGCAAGUUAAUAAGAAGUUCGACGAGCGUAUUGAACAACGGAACCGAGAGGCCGAAGAACUGAAGAAGAUGACAUGCGUCCUGUCGAAGCACAACAGAUACGUGCGAGCAGCAGCCCUGGAAGAACAGCUGGCGCGUUCUAUGAAAUUAUGCAUGACCGUUAUAGAAGACCGGGAAGAGCCAGAGGAACCGGCGUUGCCGACGUUAACCGACGUGAUGUUGCGAGAAGUGAGAAGCGCGAUCGCGCCAGGACCUUCGGGCGAGGUUCUUGCAGAAGGUUUCGGUCUGAGAAUCACCCGAAAGGAUCUUCACACGCUCGCCGACUUGAAUUGGCUGAACGACGAAGUUAUUAACUUUUAUAUGAAUCUGCUGAUCGCCAGAGGCACAUCUUCGGAUAACUAUCCAAAAGUACACGCGAUGAACACGUUCUUCUAUCCAAAACUUCUGUCGGGCGGUCACUCGUCGCUAAAGCGAUGGACCAGGAAGGUAGACAUAUUUGCGCAAGAUCUUAUGGUUGUGCCUGUACAUUUGGACAUUCAUUGGUGUAUGUCAAUAGUAGAUUUCAGGAAUAAAACUAUUGUUUAUUACGAUAGUAUGGGCAGCAACAAUCCAAAAUGUCUGGCGGCGUUAAAACAAUAUUUACAAGAUGAGAGUUUAGACAAAAAGAAACAACCUUAUAACAUGAAUGACUGGAAAUUGAAGCCCGCCAAGAACAUUCCGCAACAAAUGAACGGCAGCGAUUGUGGCGUAUUCUCUUGCAUGUUCGCCGAAUACGUCUGUGCGAACAAAAAGAUAACGUUCACGCAGGAGGACAUGCCGUAUUUUAGAAACAAAAUGGUUUAUGAGAUACUGAAGGGUAAACUUUUGUAAGCGUCAUUAUUGCUUCGACAAGAUCGAAAAUGGUAAAUGCUAUUGAGAAACUUCAGAUUAACGAUAUGAAACUGUACUGCAAUAAAACUUGAACAGCUUAAUUUAUUGAAGAAUUGUUUGGAAAUAACACAUCAUAAUUCUGUACUACUAUUCUUAAAAAGAGAAAAGAAUAGAGAAAGAAAGAGAAAGUUUUAACCCCUUUCUGUAAUCUGUGCUUUGUCAUUAAAAAAAGAAACGAAAAAUCUCGUAUCUCUAUUUCUUAAGAGCACAUUUCUGUUUUAAAACACGACGUGGAGAAUGAGAGAGAGAUAUAUAUGUUUAUCUUGUAUAAUAAUUAUAAUUCGGUUAU